Messenger RNA from Amoebophrya sp. A120, 4421 nucleotides. The record is from the annotation of a GenBank genome assembly. NCBI's taxonomy places the organism in Eukaryota, Dinophyceae, Syndiniales, Amoebophryaceae.
AUGGUAGCAUCUACCGACGAGCGUUCUUGUUAUCAAAUGCAAGAAAAGUGUCUGGGUCUGGAAGGAUGCAAGUUUGUCAUGCUUAUGAUCUGGCAUGACUCGAGAAUCUGUGUUGCAUAGGCACGAAAAAGCCCUCUUACCUGUCAUGCAAGAACGCAGUUUGCCAUGCGGAAGACGUACGACACUGCAGCCAAAAGAUUUGGCAUGCAUAGCUGCGUACUGCAGUGCGUCGAUCAUUCACUUUUAGCAUUUUUAACCCAGACCACAUAUUUGCAAUCCAUACUUGUUCCGCACAAGCGGAACAAACCAAGCCCGGAACUGCGGCGGACCCGAAAAGUCUGCGCCACGAGGACCUGGAGCAAACUACCGAUCUUUUGCAAGACAGUCCCCCGGGGUCCUGCGAGAUUUCCGCCUCGCCGCGCCAGGUCGAGGGGGAGAUGCACGCCAGCCCCGAGCCGACGUACUCAUCUGCGGGGCACGAGGAGAAAGAAGAGAUUCAAGGUGGCACCACCAGCCCGGCGGCCAAGAAGCGCAAGAUGCAGGCCGCUACAGCGGAGGAGGAGUGUAGUACUACGAAGAGUCCGAAGGAACUAUCAAAUGCAAAAAUGUCUGGGUCUGGAAACUUGUGUUGCUGAUACUUGCAUUGCAAACUUGCUGCUUGUACGGCAUAGCAGCAUGAGAAAUUUCCCUCGGCAUUCCUUGGGGAUUUCAUUCGUAUUUAGCAUGACAAACUACCAUAUCCAGCAAGACAAAAAAACUGGCCAAUGGUAUUCAUGCAUUACAGAUCUUGUUGUCCUUGAAGUCCUGCAUCACAAAUCCAGGCCCAGACAUAUUUGCAUUUGAUAGGAACUGAUGGGGACGUAUUUUCAGACGAAGCUGAAGGGGCCGGUAUGAAUUGCAAAAGUAUCGUACUCGUAGUUGUAAUUGCAGUCAUGCAUUACAAACCUUUUUCUUAACGUAAAUCCGCAUUGCAAAUUUUAUUUCGUAUGCUGGGGAAAUUUGUAAUGCAUUUAUACGAGGUCGAUACAACUUUUGCAAUUCAUAACCGGAUAACUUCUACCAUCUGGGUUUGGAUCAAGCAGAUUCAAGACUCAACGGGCUGUUUGGCAACGUUCGCAUGAUCCUGAUGAUGGGGUCGGCUGACCGGGCGAAGAAGCUGGCGGAAAAGAUCGACGUGAACUUCCCGAUUCCGGAAGACCAGUUGGAUUCUACCGUCCACGGCAUCACCACUUCGAAGAAAGACGCUGAAACGAAGGAACGCUCCGUGGAAGACCUGUCGCGGGCGAAGGAUAUCAAAAGGAAAAAUCCUCCCUCCCCAUAUUAAAGCCAUGUCCUUCCGAAAAUUUGUGAUGCAGAUUUGUGACCACAAAUCCUGUCUGUCUUGCCAGAAGACAAAUCUAAAGAGUCCGCCGCGAUAUGCAGGCGGUUUGUAAUGCUGCAAGGCCUACAGGGCAGACGUCUGCCAUGCUGGGUUCCUACACCAAAAGGCACCCCCUCACGCUUGCGAUCUGCGUGCAGUGCUUUCCUGCAAGACAGGCGUGAUUUGUGUACACAAAUCCCGCAUCACAGAUUUCUGUUUUGAUAUGGGGAGGGGGGAUUUUUCAUUUUGAUAAAGGACCGCGGGAGUUUGUUUGUCACGGGCUACUGCCCUAUCAAGUGCAAAAGUGUCUGGGUCUGGAAGAUUGCCAGGUUUGUUAUGCAUAUUUUGCAUACUUCAUGGUCAUGGUGCCUGUAAUGCAUGACCUAGCAUCUUCACAGAUUUUUAACUCGCCUUCUGAUGGUGCGUAUUCCGCAUUAGAAACGCCCACUCCGCGUAGCACAAACUGCACUCCUCUGGCGAGAUCAAGCCUGAGGCUUUGUUCGUAAAGGGGGUGACUGUGGUUGAGGGGUAAAAAAGGUCAUGCAAUACAGAUUUUUUUUUACCUUCCAAAGACAGCAUCACAAGUUGCAACCUUCCAGACCUCCAGACACUUUUGCAUUUGAUAUGCCCCACCGAGCAGAAGAAGAAUUGCGUUUUGAUCUUCUCUCACGGGAUGGGGAAUGCGAGCACCAGCAUUUUUAUCCCACGAAAAAUUGUUUCACUGUGAUGAUUUUGCAAGAUUUGGAUCACAAGUUUUUUACACAUGACAAAGAAAACUUGGCAUGCGUGCGUCCUAAGGGAAAACACAGCUAAAAAUCCAAUGUCUUGCGUGUGUAGCAAGACAAACACAUUUGUGUUCCGCUCUAUGCAUCACAAGUUUACAGUGAAACAGUUUUUUCUUGCGAUAAUUUUUUUGAACGAAAUUACCAAGCUUCUGUUCUGGAGCGGCUGCGAGAUGAAGAAGCUGGAAGCGCUGCGGAUCGGCAUAUGACGGUGCACAACUCUUCCUCCCCUGCAGUUGCCCUGCAGUUGUCAUGCAAAACCCCAAAUCCAGUCGCUUUCCUCCUGUGGCACUGUUUGCGUGACAAAUUUCGAAAGGAGCCCAAACAGCACUACAGUAAGUACGUAAAUUUGUAAUGCACAAUGUCCACGGUGGUCGCAUCGCUGGCGUUUGUAUAAUUGUUGUUCAUGCAAUACAAAUGAGGGGGAGGGGGGUUGUGCACUGUCAUGCGGCACUUGCGGUGGACUGAAUGUGCCCGAGGGCACGGUGUGCAUCACGGAGCGUAUCACGAGAAAAAAGCGUUACAGUUACACAUUGUGUUGCAAGCCCAGCAUGACAGACAACCUCUGUUAUGCCAGAAAUGUAUGCUCCUUCAUCCGAGCUUCAUUUCAUGCGUGUUUUCCCUUAUGCCCUGUGCAUUGCAAGUUUUCCCUCUCAUGCAAGGAAGAUUUGUGUUGCUGAAUUGACAACAGAUGUGUAGUCACUGUAACACUUUUUUCAUCGGAUAGAGCGAGCGAUGGACGGACAAGAGGAAUGGGGUUACGAGUUCACUUAUGCACUACAAACAUACGUUUGGAAGAUUCAAACCUGUGAUGCAGAUUCUGGAACAGACAAAAAUCUGUAUUGCGGAGCCAGCAGAAGAUGCGCGAAUCUUGUCUCCAGCAGAAGGCAUGUCGCAUGCAGACCAGGCAUCAUGGAGAAAUAACCUCCGGAGAGUUUGUCAUGCUCUGCGCGUAUUCAAGACCUUUUUUCAGAUGCAAAAACUGCAUGACAAUUUGUCGCAGCCCCAGACAUGUUUGAAGUGCAUAUCACUGCCUUCGGGCAGAAGUUCCGCGAUCCGGCUGACGCGGACAACAAGAUGGUGGCGGAGCUGACGAAAAUCGGGAAGGACAUGCCGUUAUCCACUGCAAAAGUAUCGUACUAGUAGAAAUCGCAUGCCAAGUUCCUCAGCAUGAGGAAUGACAUCUGUAAUGCGGAUUUGACUUAACCGAAAUAAAAUUUGUAAAUGCAUAAAUGCGAUUAGUACCAGUGCGAUACUUUUGCAGUUCAUAACCCUUUCCCUGCACCGUGGGCAACACCAUGACGACCGAUGAUUACUACCUCGGCCAGGGUCGCUUAGACGGUGCUUUGCUGCCCCCCGGUCAUUUCAACCUCUCGUCUGGAGGCGGACGCGGAGGUACCAGCCCAGGCGAUUAUCAAAUGCAAAAGCAUCGUACUAGUAGUAACCGCAUUUACAAAUUUGCUAAGCAUGACAGAAGGAAUUUCUCAUGCUGAUUUACCUUGAGAAAGAGAUUUGUCAUGCAUAAGUGCGAUUACUACGAGUGCGAUACUUUUGCACAGGAUAGCGAUGGUGCAGCAGCGAUGAAUACUAGCGAGAUGAACCUCAUCGACGAAAAACAGCAGAAGGAGUGGUUCGUGAAGCUGCACGAAAAACACGGAAUCGUGAAUAUGGAGAUGGAAGCCACGGGCAUCUUAGCGUUUUUCCAGCGCUUGAAGAUUCCCGCCGCGGUCAUCGCAGUUGCGUUGCUGAAUCGGUACAACGGUGACCAUAUCAAAUGCAAAAAUGUCUGGGUCUGGAAGAUUCUGAGGCUUGUCAUGCAUGUUUCACAUGACCCAGGAUGUCUGUAAUGCACGACCUAGCAUCACAGAUUUUUAGAGGGCUUACUGCUGCCUACUCCGCAUGACAAACACCCUCCCCGCGUAGCAAAAACUAGACUGCUCUUGCUAGUCAUGCAAUACAGACGUUUUUAGAGUCCAAAGUUCGCAUCACAAGUUCCAGACCCAGACAUUUUUGCAUUUGACAGACCAGCACGAGGUUUCCCGGGAGCAGAUCAAGGCGUAUUCGGAGCGGCACUUGGUAUCGCAAGAAAAAAGUGUUACAGUUACACACAUAGUCUAUGCAAGACCGGCAACACAGACAACCUUUCUCAUGCAGGAAAUGCUUGGGAUGAACCUCGAUUCCUUCCUGUUUUCCCUUAUGAUCUUCGCAUUACAAGUUUUCUCUGCAGCCACGCAGAGAAAAUUUGUGUUGCUGAAGUUACAACAAAUGUGUAUCUGUGA